AUGACAGUUAAAGAAAAGUUUCAAGGAUUCAAACAAAAGUUCAGCAAUAUUUCGCUUCCCGCAUUUAUUCCUCGCUUGAGAGAAAUCGAUGAGGAAGUGUUUGUUCAAAAGUAUUCUACACCUCUCGAUGCCGAUGGCGAGAAAAUCCCUAGCGAUAAUAAGGUCCGUUUCACUUUAGACCGUGAACAAAAGGAAAUUAAAUAUGAGGUCCGUGAUGAGGCAAAUCGCAAGUGGUGGGCCCUGUUUGACGAGUUUGAGUAUAAGGAACACCGUACUGGUGAAAAUGUCACUGAGCACAAAUGGUACCACUGGUUUGACGUCAACGAUUCUCCUGAGGAGCGCAGAGUUAUCAUCAAGAUUGAUAUUGUUUUGUGUUUCUUCUCCUUCGUCAUGUACUGGGUCAAAUAUCUCGAUCAGUCUAACCUCAACAAUGCCUAUGUCUCAGGCAUGAAAGAAGAUCUUGGCAUGAAGGGCAAUGACCUUGUCAACACUCAAGUCGUUUAUACCGUUGGUUCGGUUGUUUUCCAGCUUCCUAUGAUGUAUUUGAUCCACCGUUACCCCACUCACAUUCUUCUUCCUGCUAUGGAUAUUGCUUGGGGUCUUUUCACUCUUGCAGUCUACCGUUCUACUUCUGUUGGCAUGCUUCAAGCCCUUCGUUUCUUUGUCGGUGUCUUUGAGUCGGCCUUUUACCCCACAAUCCACUAUCUUUAUGGUUCUUGGUAUAAACCCUCCGAGUACACUCGCCGUGGUGGUAUCUACUAUUUUGGACAGAUGUUGGGUCUGUUGACCAGUGGUUUGGUUACUGCAUCUUGUGUUGAAAAUCUUACUGGUGUUAACGGUCUUGAUGGCUGGAGAUGGAUGUACAUUGUGGAUGCCAUUAUUACCAUUCCCGUUGCUAUUAUUGGUUUCUUUGUGUUGCCCGGUGUCCCCAAAAAGUGCUACUCUCUGUUUUUGACUGAUGAGGAUAUUUUCAUUGCUCGUGAACGUCUGCGCAAGGCUAACAUCGCUCUUGAGACUGAAGGCCCUCAAUUCUUCAACAUUCAACUUUGGAAGGAUCUUCUUUGGGAUUGGAAGUACUACAUGUUUGUGUUUUUGAACAUUUGGGGUUGGAACAACAGUAACGGUAGUUCUGGUGCUUACUUGCUCUGGCUCAAGUCUCUUAAGGAGUACUCUAUUCCCUUGGUUAACCAGUACUCUACCAUCACUCCUGCCCUUGGUAUUAUUUGGAUUUACAUGACAGGUGCACUUGCAGAUCACGCCCGAAGCAGAUGGGGAGCUCUGAUUUUCUCUCAGACCUUUAAUUUAUUGGGUAAUAUUCUGUUAGCUGUUUGGUACAUUCCUAAAGGUGCGAUUUGGUUUGGAUUCUGUUUACAAUAUUUUGGCUGGGCUUCAUCUGCAGUUAACUAUUCAUGGGCAUCUGAUGCUAUGCGCCACAACCCGCAACACCGCGCCAUUACAGUUGUGUCUAUGAACAUGAUUGGACAAGCCACCACAGCCUUCACCUCAGUUCUUGUUUGGAAGACAGUCGAAGCCCCACGCUUCCUUAAGGGCUACUCUUUUACAGGAACCGUUGCUUUUGUCAUGAUGAUUUGGGGCACACUCAUUUUGCCUCUUUAUAAGAAGGAAGAACGCAAAUAUGCUCAUGAACAGGGCAUUCUCCUAUACAAUUCAGCUAAGGGCGAAGUUCCUCCAGAAAUUCCUCCUGUAGCUCCCAGCGCUCUCAGUGAUAGUGAUGAGAUUGAACGUGAGCACUUCGUUAUCGAUGAUCUAUCUGAUGAAAAGAAGCAGUAA
Molecule: messenger RNA, 1791 nt
Organism: Magnusiomyces paraingens
Lineage: Eukaryota; Fungi; Ascomycota; Dipodascomycetes; Dipodascales; Dipodascaceae
Exons: 1
Coding region: 1-1791 (596 amino acids)
Biological process (GO): transmembrane transport
Cellular component (GO): membrane
Molecular function (GO): transmembrane transporter activity
Source: RefSeq, a predicted model, not a curated record